Corythoichthys intestinalis (scribbled pipefish) is the source of this 2818-nucleotide messenger RNA. Its product is annotated as plasminogen activator inhibitor 1 RNA-binding protein-like. The transcript has 9 exons. Gene Ontology annotation, cellular component: cytoplasm; nucleus. NCBI's taxonomy places the organism in Eukaryota, Metazoa, Chordata, Actinopteri, Syngnathiformes, Syngnathidae. The coding region runs from base 126 to 1364 and encodes 412 amino acids. The record is from RefSeq and is a predicted model, not a curated record. Gene Ontology annotation, molecular function: mRNA 3'-UTR binding.
CCCGGAUGUUGCUCGCACCGGAAGAGAAGGGGCCGCUCUCCCAGCCAUCUUGUGGCCGCUUCCAGCGAAUUAUUCGCAUCGCGCCUCGUCGAAUCGGCGGUGAAUCCAGCUGAAGGGGCGCCAUCAUGCCCGGCCACCUGCAAGAAGGCUUCGGCUGCGUGGUUACUAACCGCUUCGACCAGUUACCGGACGACGAGUCGGACCCGUCCGAGAUUCUGAAAGCUGCCGAAAACAAGAAAAAAGAGGGGGCCGCUGCUGGCUCCGCUAAGAGCGCUGCCCAAGCCGCCAAGCAACCCAAGAGGGAGUCGCAGAAGGACAGGAAGAACCCGCUCGUGGACAAAAAGGAGGAGUCGCAGCCUCCGGUUCCCCUAAAAAAAGAAGGCAUCCGGCGAGUGGGUCGAAGGCCGGAGCAGCAGCAGCAGCAGCAAGGCCAUCAGGGCUCCCAGCAUCAGGGGGCCCAAGGGGAUGGACGACCCAUAGACAAGAGGCCAGACCGCCGACCUCCUCGCGAGCGACGCUUUGAGAAGCCCGCCGAGGAAAAGCCUGAGGGAGGAGUCGGCGGCGGUGGCGACUUUUCUGCAGACAAGCCUUCAGGAGAGCGGCCCCCGAGGGGGCGAGGAGGCGGCCGCGGUGGGCGCGGUGGACGAGGGCGAGGCAUGGGCCGAGGAGAAGGCUUUGAAUCCCGUGGCAAGCGAGACUUUGACAGACACAGCAGCACUGAAAAAACGAACCAGAAAAGCGAGGAAAAGCGUAGCAGCAGCAGCUCACACAAUUGGGGAAAUGUGAAGGAAGAAACCAGUGUAACUGAACCAACUCCUGCUGCUGAGACGACUCCAGAGGGAGAAGAACAGGCACCUGCUGGCUCUGAGAACAAGGAGAACGAAGUGGAAGAAGUCAAACCCGAAGGUCCACGAGAGAUGACACUAGAUGAGUGGAAGGCCAUGCAAGACAAAGAGCGCACCAAGGUGGAAUUCAACAUCCGCAAGCCCAACGAGGGAGCGGACAGUCAGUGGAAAAAAGGAUACGUUCUGCACAAGUCCAAGAGUGAAGAUAGGCCUGUCGGAGCUUUGAUUGACACCACAGAAACUGAAGUAGACGCACAAACUCUGUACCAAAAGGGCACUCCGGACGAAUCUUCCGACCACCACUUUCGCAAACCGGCCAAUGAUAUCACAUCUCAGCUAGAGAUUAACUUCGGAGACCUAGGCCGCCCCGGUCGCGGACGCGGGGGCCCUCGCGGGGGCAGGGGAGGCCGCGGCGGGGGAGGCGGCAGACCGGCGCGUGGUGGAGGACGCUCUGAAAAGGCAAGCGGCGUGUCUGUUCCCAACGUGGAUGACCCCGAGGCCUUCCCCGCCCUGGCUUGAAGGCUACCCUUUCACCAACAACCCAUUCAUCAGCCCCCCCUCAAAUUUACAAGGCCUGCAUGUUUACCACCUUCUCAUAUUUAAGAAAUUUCAAGAACAAAAAAAAAAUUGCGACAAAAAAGACAGCCACUUGCACCACCAGAGGACUUAAAUUUGAGCUCUUUUAAAUAUGAUGAAGACAAAAAAAGUGGGAAAAGGACCUCUUGUUACAGUGACAUUUUGUAUUUUGAAACAUGAAAACAAGGAUGUUUUCAUUCCUUUUUCUCCCCUAAAGAUUAUGCAUAAUUCACGGAGUUUGAAGUUUGUUUGUGCUGCUUGAAAUUAUGCCUUUUUGCGAUUUUGAGGUUUCAUGUGUGAGUAUCUUGGCAACCAGUAUCAUGGGGUCCUAGAAGACUUUGACCUGGAGUGCUUUUCUUCCCUCCCAGUGUAACAACACACAACACGACACUACAUAUGAAACGUGUGUAGGAUAUCUGAAGUAUGACUUCAGUUGCAUUUGAAAAGUGUCAUUAUCCUGACGACCCAUCUCCUUUUGAGAGGCACAAAAUGAGGACGGGCAACUAGGAAACCAGGAUAUCCUAAAAAGAAAAAAACUUGGUAUUUUUCUGCUCGUUGUGCAGUGAAAGUAAAUGCCUCUUUUCCUUUUUUUUUUUUUUUUUUUUUUUUUUUUUUUGAAAUUAUUAUUAUUAUUAUUGUUACAUUUUUUGGGGAUAGUUUGCCUUUUUUGGGGUGGACCGGUGAUUAGUCAUGCUUUGUAUCCUCUGAUCCAGAUGUGCCGCCUAUUUGCGGGGUGUGUAUCUUUAGGCUGGUCCUCUUAGCUCAUACGGACUGUACUACUUGUAAAUUCAGGACCACUAAGCAAAUGCGUUUAUUUUUAUUUCAAAUGUUAAGAAUGUGUGACUGUAUGUGUGAUUUCUAGAUACCUUGAAAGUAUUUGUCUGCUACGCGUGGUCAAAACCGUCAGCAGUUCUCGCCUAAAGUAGUUAAAACUGUUAAGAUGGCAACUUGGGAAAGUGUGUAAUGUCCACCACAUCUCAAAAAUCCCACCCAUUUCUAAAGACCAUAUUUUGUUGUGUAUUUUAUUAUUAUUUUAUGAGUGCAGCAGCACUACUGCAUGUCUGCUGUCGUUGUAGAACAAUCUUGAUCUACAGAAUGUAAACUUGUUGAGCCACCUGUGUUAGCAUUGUCAGCAAGUGUCUUAUUUUAAAUGAAGUGGGUCAAUGGGAGAAGCUGAAGUGUAGCAAAGUUAAGAGUACUCUGUUGUACUUUUAAAUGCAGUGCUCUGUUCCGACUUGCUGGGAAACACUGGUACAGGUGGCUGCUGAAGCUUUUUAUUUUAUUUUAUUUUUUUUCUUCCCCCUUCCUCGUAUGACUGUUUGAGCCACAUGGCGGUUAAACUUUGUGCAAACAUCCCUGUUCUAAUAAAUUGCUUUAGACUUGUAAAAUACUCAAAA